Rotaria sp. Silwood1 is the source of this 267-nucleotide messenger RNA. The record is from the annotation of a GenBank genome assembly. NCBI's taxonomy places the organism in Eukaryota, Metazoa, Rotifera, Eurotatoria, Philodinida, Philodinidae.
AUGCAUUUAUAUUCACAUACUAGUGGUACAAUUGAUCGUUCAGAUAACCUUUAUUUAACAGUACAACAAAAUUCAGAAGUGACUUGUCAACAUGAAAUGGACCCAUAUGAAGAUGAAAAUUGUCUAUUUCGUAUUUGUUCAUAUCCAUCGAAUAAUAAAAUAAUGAACAAAACAAAAGUUUUAAUAUUCAAUCAAUACUUUCAAUAUAAUGAUUUAACAAAACCAUCAUAUCAUCAUUAUCGACAAUAUCAUAUUCUUAUUGCAUAA